Messenger RNA from Momordica charantia (bitter melon), 1572 nucleotides. RefSeq lists its product as uncharacterized. Gene Ontology annotation, molecular function: nucleic acid binding; RNA-DNA hybrid ribonuclease activity. The record is from RefSeq and is a predicted model, not a curated record. Gene Ontology annotation, biological process: DNA integration. Lineage: Eukaryota; Viridiplantae; Streptophyta; Magnoliopsida; Cucurbitales; Cucurbitaceae.
AUGGAGGCACCCAAGACUCUAAAGCAGCUCCAGUGCCUCAAUGGCAGGAUUGCAGCCUUGAAUAGGUUCGUGUCAAGAUCAAUUGACAAGUGCCUCCCUUUCUUCAAGGUUCUUAGGAAGAAGGGGUCGUUCGAAUGGACGGUAGAGUGUGAGCAAGCACUAGAGCAGUUGAAAAACUAUCUCUGCUCAGCACCUCUACUCGCAAAACCAUUGCCAGGAGAGAAGCUCCACUUGUACCUGGCAGUGUCUGAUAGCGCCAUCAGCUCGGCCCUAAUCAAGCAGGAGGGGUGUCUGAUGAAGUGGGCAUUAGAAUUGAGCGGGUACGACAUCCAGUUCGGGCCUAGAACCGCGUUAAAAGGGCAAGCAGUGGCGGACUUCAUCGCAGAGCUUACCCCACCGUCCCAGUCGACCGAGUCCAACCUCUCGUGGAUGAUCUACGUUGAUGGAUCUUCCAAUGAGAGAGAGUGCGGGGCAGGAAUCCUCUUGCUCGCACCAGGUGGUGAGCGAUUCGAGUAUGCUCUGCGGUUCAACUUUCGGACUUCAAAUAAUAAAGCCGAGUAUGAAACACUUCUAGCAGGCCUGCGCGUUGCCAAAGGACUGGGAGCCACCCACAUCAAGGUCUUUAGUGACUCUCAGUUAAUUGUAAAUCAGAUUAAGGAGGAAUACCAAACGAAGGACCCCCGAAUGGAAAAUAAAAAGUCAACCCUAACAACUUACGAGGUGAAUCAAGUCCCAAGAUCUGAAAACUCCAAUGCUGAUGCCUUAGCCAAACUGGCAUCAGCAUAUGAGACCGACCUGGCUAGAUCGGUCCCGGUCGAGAUCUUGGACAGUCCUUCAAUUUUGAAGCCAGAUGUGAUGGAGAUUGAUACUCCGUCACCCUCUUGGAUGGACCCAAUCCUGGAAUUUAUCAAAGGGAAUCCGCCGCAAGAUUCAAAGGAGCAAAAGAGGAUGGCGCGGAGAGCAGCUCGGUUCAUACUCCGAGACGGAGUGUUGUACCGACGUGGUUUCUCCCUGCCUCUGCUUAAGUGUGUGACUCCCGAAGAAGGCCUCUACAUUCUUAGGGAAAUCCAUGAAGGGGUGUGUGGAAAUCACUCUGGCGCCAGGUCGUUGUCGGCCAAGGUGGUUCGACAAGGGUACUAUUGGCCCACUGUUGAGCACGAUGCAAAACAAUUUGUGAAGACCUGUGACAACUGCCAGCGCUUCGCAAGCAUUAUCCAUCAGCCUCCCGAGCUACUGACCCCCAUCUCGGCCCCAUGGCCAUUUGCGCAAUGGGGGGUAGACAUCAUAGGUCCUUUUCCCCUAGGCAAAGGGCAAACCAAGUUCGUCGUUGUCGCUGUAGACUACUUCACUAAGUGGGCCGAGGCCGAGGCGUUGUCCCACAUCACGAAGUCCAGAGUCACAUCUUUCAUAUGGUCAAACAUCAUAUGCCGUUUCGGUAUACCGAACACCAUCGUGACAGACAACGGAAAGCAGUUCGACAAUGCAAAGUUCAAGGACUUUUGCAGAAAGUUGGGCAUAAGCCACCUCAGUUUGACCCAAGUUGGGAAGGACCGUUCGAGGUUAAAGGCAUAG